Lonchura striata (white-rumped munia) is the source of this 2909-nucleotide messenger RNA. RefSeq names its product estrogen related receptor beta (gene ESRRB). Gene Ontology annotation, molecular function: sequence-specific DNA binding; steroid binding; zinc ion binding. The record is from RefSeq and is a predicted model, not a curated record. Lineage: Eukaryota; Metazoa; Chordata; Aves; Passeriformes; Estrildidae. Gene Ontology annotation, biological process: regulation of DNA-templated transcription. Gene Ontology annotation, cellular component: nucleus.
UGCCUGUUAUAUCAAUCACAGAGCUGGGAUCUAUUUAUAGGUUGGGACUCGGAGUACUGUGUCCUAGUCACAAAGAGAGGCAGAGACGCAGAGGGGACUGUCGGCUGGUGCAGGCAGAACCAAAAGAUAUUUAAUCAGCAAUUAGAAACACCUGAGGGCAAGGGAAAUUCUACUCCAGCCUCGAACCUCAUCUCAGCCUGCAGCAUGCUGCUCGGCAGAAUGGCCACGGAGGAGCGGCACCUCUCCUCCAGCUGUGGGUCCUUCAUCAAGACCGAGCCCUCCAGCCCAUCCUCUGGCAUCGACGCCAUCAGCCACCACAGCCCAAGCGGCUCCUCUGACGCUAGCGGUGGCUACGGCAUCGCCAUGGGUGGCCACCCCAAUGGCCUAGACUCGCCACCCAUGUUCAAUGGCACGGGGAUUGGCGGCGGGUCCUGCCGUAAGCGUUACGAUGACUGUGCCAGCGCCAUCAUGGAGGACUCACCCACCAAGUGCGAGUACAUGCUCAAUGCAAUCCCCAAGCGGCUGUGCCUGGUGUGUGGGGACAUUGCUUCGGGGUACCACUACGGCGUGGCUUCCUGUGAGGCAUGUAAAGCCUUCUUCAAGAGGACUAUUCAAGGGAAUAUUGAAUACAGCUGCCCGGCCACCAACGAGUGUGAGAUCACAAAACGGAGGCGCAAGUCCUGUCAGGCCUGUCGCUUCAUGAAAUGCCUCAAAGUGGGGAUGCUAAAAGAAGGUGUUCGUCUGGAUCGAGUCCGUGGAGGCCGUCAGAAAUACAAAAGGAGACUGGAUUCUGAGAGCAGCACUUACCUGAGCUUACAGAUCCCUCCCCCAGCUAAAAAGCCAUUGACUAAGAUCGUCUCCCACUUGCUGGUGGCUGAGCCAGAGAAGAUUUAUGCCAUGCCUGAUCCAACCAUGCCGGAGAGUGACAUCAAAGCUCUGACAACCCUCUGUGACCUGGCAGACAGGGAACUGGUGGUGAUCAUUGGCUGGGCAAAGCACAUCCCAGGGUUCUCCAACCUGUCCCUUGGAGACCAGAUGAGCCUUCUGCAGAGUGCCUGGAUGGAAAUUCUCAUCCUGGGCAUUGUGUACCGCUCUCUGCCAUACGAGGACAAGCUGGUCUAUGCUGAGGACUACAUAAUGGAUGAAGAGCACUCUCGUCUGACAGGGCUGCUGGAACUCUACCUGGCCAUCCUGCAACUGGUGCGCCGCUAUAAGAAGCUCAAGGUGGAAAAGGAGGAGUUUGUCACACUCAAGGCUCUGGCUCUUGCCAACUCAGACUCCAUGCACAUAGAGGACAUGGAUGCAGUGCAGAAACUCCAGGACCUUCUCCACGAAGCCCUGCAGGACUACGAGCUGAGUCAGCGCAAUGAGGAGCCCCGGCGAGCAGGCAAGCUGCUCCUGACCUUGCCCCUCCUGCGGCAGACGGCUGCUAAAGCUGUGCAGCACUUCUACAGCAUCAAACUGCAGGGCAAGGUUCCCAUGCAUAAACUCUUCCUAGAAAUGCUAGAGGCAAAGGUCUGACAGCCCCAGCAUCAGCCAACAGUGGCCGGGGAACAAACUAGAAACAAAGAUGCAGACAACGGAGCAAUCCAAACAGCAGCAGCAGCCACCGCCGGCUUUUAUCUCCAAGCAUUUAUUAUGGAAGAAUUAUUUAAUGUCUAUCUGUCGGCGUGACUGCAGAAUCUUGUGUACAGGAGGGGGGAAACUUCUAAUCAGUCACCUGUUUCUCUUUUUUUCGUUGUUUUCUCUGUGGGAAAUACCAGAUUAUGCUCUUGCACUUGUUGAGGCAUCAUGGGGGUUCAGCCCCUCUGAUCAGUGAUGCUCUCAGCGCUGUCCAGCUGUCAGCUCCCCAGCUCCCUCUGCCAGUUCUGGAGGGUGAGUGGGGACAGAAGCAGGAAGAGAGGAAGAAUAGAGCCAAUAUAAACUUUAUCUGCUGGUGUUAUGAGGGGUCAGUUAGAAAGGGAAGCAGCCACGGUCCUUCUUUUUGUCACCUUUGCCUCUUACCAUAGAGUAGAUGCUUCUCUGGAGAACAAUGCUGCUGGACCUCUCCUGAACAAAAAGGCUGCCUCCCAGACUCCUCUAACACUUGUACAUACAAGCCCCACUUCUAACUGGGAAAGAUGCUCCUAACUGUGUAAAAUAUUCUGCGACCUUGUACAGUGUGUCAUUACGCCUGGCUAGUCCCUCCCAUGUACAAUCCCUGCAGGCUCCUGAAGAGGUAGGAUGUUUGUCCCUGAGAAAAUGCAAGUCUUUCCCAAAUGGCAAGAAAAAAGAGUCUGAUGUUAUGCUUCAGUGCUGGGUUGACUUGAUAACCUCUGCAUCCUCUCCUAUGUGGUGCUAACUACAGUUCUUCCACACUUUUCACCCCAUAGUUUAUCACACCUGCCUCUUCAGCUCAGCUGAGUGCCAUUCCCCACCUGUUCCUUGUGGCAGAGAACACAAGGCUUUGUCUGCAUGGUUACUGCCCAAGUAUAAAUACACCCCCAACCAGAUCUUUCCUAGACUUCAUUAGAGCUCUUUGGCUCCACAGAGACUUUAGGCUUAUUGCCAAAUUCUAGUUAGGAAUCAAGGGCACUGCUUUUCAGAGGAGGUAUCUCUAGAGCCUGAGAGAUUGCUUUCUUGUGGCAGCCUAGGGAAAUAAAUUAGAGGAUGGCAACCCCUAAUACUCCAACUACUGUCUUCCCCUGCCUCAUCCCGUUAUCUUCAACAGCAGGAAAAGAGCUAGCAUAGAUUUUACCUGAGGCUGAUAAGAGGUUCUCUUGCUGAUCAGAAAGCAAAUACCUGACCUUAAGGUGGUGGGAGAAGAACAGGGAGAGUGUUUAUUUACUCUUAUGUAACCAGGUUCCUGCUGUCUCCAAGAGCUUGUUUAGAUCUGCUGCCUAAGCCAUAAUUGCUGCAUUCCCAGUAGC